CAGAAAUCACACCCCACACCCAUGGGGCGGCUGCAGCUGGGUUUAUAACUCACUGCCUUGAAGCCAGGGGCUGUCUGCUCCGCUAGCUGGAGGCUGAGCUGGGCCGUCUCGACCCAGAGCUCCUGUGGGGCAGGAUGAUGGGGGGUCUCUGCUCCAAGCUGGCCACGCUGCUCCUGCUGCUGCUGGUGCUGCCGUCCUCAGCGCAUGGUGCUGAGAGUCAAGACCAGCCAGUGUUCAGCCGUAUCAUAGGGGGGCAGGAUGCACCGGAGGGUCGAUGGCCCUGGCAGGUCAGUGUGCAGAAAUAUGAUGACACAAUAUGUGAAUACCACCACACCUGUGGAGGAUCCCUCAUCUCAGCCCAGUGGGUGGUGUCAGCCUCUCACUGCUUCAAUCCCUCUCUGCCCUAUUCCCAGUACCAGUUAGUGCUGGGAGCGCACCAGCUCCUCAACCCCUCCCCCAAUCAGGUCCUGGCCGAGGUGCAGAAGAUCAUCCCCCACCCCAGGUACAAUAGGACGAGCUUCGUUGCUGACAUCGCCUUGGUGAGGCUGAAGAAGCCAGUGAAAUUCACGCAGUUCAUCCGGCCCAUCUCCCUGCCAGGUGCCUCCCGCCAGUUCCCCGUGGAGAAGAAGUGUUGGGUCACCAGCUGGGGACGGGUAGAAGUGACCGAGCCUCUCCAGCCACCCAAGACCCUGCAGGAGCUGGAGGUUCCCAUCCUCAGCACAGCAGCCUGCAACAAGCAUUACAACACACUGAUUCCACGCUCACCAGACCCAGUCAAAACCAGCAUGAUCUGUGCUGGGUACAUGGACAGCCCCAAGGGAUUCUGCAAUGGCGACUCCGGGAGGCCUCUGGCCUGUGAGCAGGGUGGCACCUGGUACCUGGCCGGAAUCGUGAGCUGGUUUAUGACCAGAAAUGUGAGUGGAAUCGUCUGUUCUCAUCCCAAGUUCCCCGGGGUCUUCACCCGGGUGACGGCCUACGACAGCUGGAUCCAGAGGGAAGUGGGCCCUUCUGACGUCGCUUCUCCAGCGCCCUGAUACUCGCCGCCCUCCUCCUCGCAGCCCUGUGAGCCACGCGCGGACCUGCCCCUGGCACUGCCAGGCCGACCCCCCUCAGGAUGUCUGUAGACCCCCCCCCUUGACACCGGGUGUGGGCCCCGCGCUGCUGGGGUCUGCGGGAUGCGGCUGGGAGAGGCUGGUGGAUGGA
This is a messenger RNA of Mauremys mutica (yellowpond turtle), 1203 nucleotides long. RefSeq names its product serine protease 27-like. The transcript is spliced from 6 exons. The coding region runs from base 135 to 1034 and encodes 299 amino acids. Gene Ontology annotation, biological process: proteolysis. Lineage: Eukaryota; Metazoa; Chordata; Testudines; Geoemydidae. Gene Ontology annotation, molecular function: serine-type endopeptidase activity. The record is from RefSeq and is a predicted model, not a curated record.